CGGCACAGUUCUCUUAUAUUUAACGUAGGCUAAUAGAGAAUCAAUUUCUCAGAAAUCUUGUAGGUCAUGUGAUUGCUCUAUGCAAACUCGCUGACGUGUCAGUUGUUGAUUUGAAGGGGCCACGAUACUUGAUUUUAGUUAACGACAUGUAUAAAUAAAAACAUGGCGAAGCAUUUACAUAAACCCUAAAUGGGUAUAUGAAGGAAAAGGUCCAUGAUGGGUGGAGUUUCACUUUUUAGAGUAAAAACCGGCUGCGUAUUCAAGCUAGAAGCUACAAGCUACACCUGUUUAUACACUGCUAGAUCUCCUUAUAGCCGCAGUGCCUCAUUGAACGUUGUGGAGAUCAGCAGCAGCAACAAGCCAACGACAGUGAAACCAGUUUACCAAUCGCCUGGCAACCAUCAAGCGACUAAAGGCAAUAGCUUUGUGUAGCACGAAAUCAAUGAGAACCAUCUCUGGAAAACCGGCUAGCAAUCCAACUAACUCAAGGCCAAUUUAUUUUGGAACAUUCGACUUGACAAGAUCUAAGCUCCCCAAUAAGUUUAAUUGUAGUUUUUAAGGGAUUAAGUGCGCCGUAUUCACACUCUACAACUGACUGACACGUGAAAACAUCCAAGCAUUCUGGUACUUUCACCCAGUCCCCGAGGUCACCCGUUUUUCUGAAAAAUUUCACUGUGAAAUUAUAUUACACGCCGAAAAGAAAACUCAUUAACCAUUUAAGCAUGGGUAACAUUCUACUAUGCUGAAAGCUCUGUACCAGUUAAAUUCUGAACCUGUUGUUCUCUUGAAGAAAAUUGAGAAAUGUGUGAAGAACAAAUUACCAGAUUGUACAGCUAAUAUUGAUAGAGAUGCCAUGCAGCGAUAUCAAAUUGUCAAGAAAUCCCCUGAUCCCAGAGAUCAUAGUUCUAGUUCACUCAAUUUAAAGAUUAAUCUGACAGGGGGUGUACCCACUUGUCUCAAAAGAAAAGCAUCAUUGGAAGAUGCAUUCACAGAAGCUGAUGCUGUCUAUGAAACCCAUAAGAAGCUAAAAAAAGAUGAAAGUGUUGAUUCAGACAGUUCGAAAAAGAGGUCAAAACAUCAUCAAGGAGAAAAGCAGGAAUUUGACAAAAAAACUAAGGGAUCCGAAACGAGCGAUAAAGAGAAAGGAAAAACAAAGAAAAAGUUGGAAAAAGAAAAAUUUAAAUCUUCAAAAUGUGAACCUAGUUCAGAAACGAAUGUAGCUGCAAAAUCUGGCCAUCACACUGAAACGGGUGGAAGCGGUUUAUCUUCAUCGGAACUUCAAACCAAGCAUUCUCAGAAAAAAGAUAGAAAGCACGAAAGGAAGAAGAAGAAAUCGAAAGAGAAGUCGAAAGACGGCAGCAAAUGCCCUUUGGAUAUUCCUACGCCAGAAAGCAAGAAGCAAUCUGAUAAUGGCGAAGACGUUGAUGGUAGUGAAGAAACCGUCGCGAUAGACAAAGGUGGGGAAGUUUCCGUUUCUAUUCCCAAGCCCGCUUCUGCUGAUGAGGAUAUCACAGAUGAAGAAGUGUUUGAAGAGCCAAAAGAAGUUAUUGAUGCACUAGUGGAAGAUGAACAGAAUUGCGAUCUUCCCCGUAGUGAUUCUGCCGCAACAGUUGCCCUUGAUAUGGAUAUGGAUAGACGGAGCGUUAAUAGUGCUACCGACGACGUAGAACCCGAAUUUGUUAAUCUUGCAUCGCCAGAUAAAACAAACACAACGGCUGACGACACAUUCCCCUUAAAUGAUGCUACAGAGAAUGAAAUGGACGUUACAUUAGAACGCUCACCUGAAAUCGGCUCGUCCCAUAAAGUUUGUGAAGAGGAACUACCCGAAGAAACCAAAGAAACAGAAGAUGGAGUAGAAAACAAAUUUUCUGUGCCGACCGAUCAUGAUAUAAUUGGAGAACCCAGCAGCAAUCAUACUAGCCAAUCGCAAAAUGAUGUUGAAGAUAUCUCUCCGCCCGCUUCUGUAAACCGGGAAAGCGUAGAUGACACACAACGUUCAUCGGUGGUCGACAGUAGCCUCACAGAAACGACCAAUGUAACAGCUUUAAUUACAUCAAAAAGCGAAACAGAAACUUUACAAAAUUCUGAAGUAGAUGGUUCCACCCUAAUGGAAGUUGAGAAACCAGAAAAUGACCUAAUCGACAGAGUAGAAGAUCAGAUAAUUCCACGAGAAGGUUUAGAAGAAAGCGCUAUUUGCGCAUCACCUGCUGCAUCUGAACAGGGAGUUGAAGUAGUUCCUGAAACAGCAAUCCCUAGUUCGCCUGUGUCUGCUAAUCUCGAGACGGAGCCAGAAGUCAUAUUGCCAAUUAUUGGAGACAAAGAUAAUGAAAAUAGUUCGGAUGAAAAUUUUUUGCCGGCUAAGAAGAUGUGCUGCAUGCCGAUCGAUGUCCCAACUGAGCAGCUUGAUCAGCAAGAAUCGCAAAUCGGAUUGGAGAAAAUAGAGAUCGAAUCCGCAUUGUCAGCAAUUAUUGCUGAGCGUAAAACGUUGGGCAAAGAACUGCGGCUACUUCUACUCAAGUCUAAAGAAUUGGAAGAAGAAUUAACCGUGAAAAAUACUGCCAUAUCUGCGGACGUCAUUUUGGUUGAAACACUGUCAGACGCAGUCAAUGUUGCGCGUGAAGAACGCAACCGACUAGCGGCGGAUAAGAAAAGGACUCAUCACAUGGUUCUUCAAACUGAAAUCAAGCUUAGGGAGCUACAAGUGCUGUUGAUCCGACAGCAGCUUGAUUUGGGUGACACUAAGCUUGUCGAAUCACAUCCAUUGUUUAAUGAUAUGAGUGACAAUGAAAAGCUCGUUGCUGAUCUAACAGAGCAGGUGGCAAAUAAGUCAGCUACGCAUAAGGAGACAGAAGCAAUUCAUCAAAAAGCCGAACAGGUUUUCCGACAGAAAAAUGAAGAACACGAAACACUUGUGAAACGUUUGGAAGAGGCUCGUCAAAUGUGCCAAGAGUUGAAUGAACACCUAAGCAAAGUUACCUCUGAAAUUGAAAAUAUCAAGUCCAAAUUGAGUGAACUUGCAGACGAUGGAAAGGGGAAAUGUCUACGGAUUGUUGACAUUGAAGAGGAGUCCAUCAAAAUUGAAUGCUGUAAGAAACUGAAAGAAAUUGAAGUGAAAAGACAGAAUAUUGCAGUCAUAGACGACAACAUGGAAUUUGAAUAUUUGAUUCCUAAACUGUGUCAGUUGCUUCCAAUUAAAAUCCAAGAAGAAAAAAAAGAAGAAACUGCGUCGAAACCUGCCACGCAGCCGGAGAAUUCUGCAUUAGAUAAUCCAAGUUCACCUGAUUCAAGACAAUCUCCUCGUCAGUUUCCGUUUGCACAACAGUUGCCAACUACGGUACCACCAGUGACAGUUGCUGAAUCAUUAUCAAACUUAUUGAUAGAAGAUACAGGGUCAACAUAUCAUAUCAUAGAGACUGUUGCUGUUUCUUCAGAAGUGCAAUCUCCUGUCGUUAUGGAAACUGAUUUUUCACCUCAGACUCAGCCAAUGUGUUUGAGAAUACCGAGUACAUCAGUUGCUGGUGGUAGUCCCACUUUAUCUAACGUAACAACCACGACACUUGGAUCGCCAUCCAUCAUUCAGUCUACGCCAUCCAGCAAUCCUAUUGCUCUCCGAGUAGAAAACUUGACCAAUCCUGAACCUACUCAAGCAUCUACUAGCCAAAAUAUAACUCCAGCUUCGUUCGCUCUGUCUCCACACCCUAUUUCCUUGAAGUCUUUAAGUGAAGCUUACCCCUUCUAUGCCCAGUUUAUUAAUCCAAACAGUCCAACGGCUAAUUCGGAUGAUGAAGCGAUUCUGUAUCAAGAAAUUGUGAACGGCUGUCGCAAUUUUACCCACUGGAAAUGCAGUUAUUCCUGUUCAAAGGAUUUUUCUAACAUUGCCCGUGAUAACCCAUUGUUGCGCCAAAGUGCUGGGAUAAUGAAAGAUUACCUUAUACCUUUCUAUCGGCUAAUGCUUAAGAAGAAUACUACGGCCGCUCUACUGUUCGAUUCGAUCAUUCAUCAAGCUCAAAAAGCUAAUUGGUACGGAAUGGCAGCCGUGGAUUCAACUUAUAUGAAGCAAAUGUUAGAAAACAACCUGCGAUCCGCUAUUGACAUUGGGACAAAGUAUAAAGAUCAGUCAGCUAUACUUCCGUCUCGCGUAGAAUUUUCCCCCUCAUCGGGGAAAUCAUCGAUGCCGACUUUUACGAUCCAUCUAGCUACUCCAGAAGCAUUCCGAUCUCCAACAUUGGCAAACCAAAUGCAAGCUAGUAAUCAAAAUUCAGUCGAACGUUCAUCAGCCGACCGGACUCCAGUUAACACUGUUACGCAAGGCGAUCAUUCGCCCAUCGGUGCGCUGAAUACAAUGAUCACCAAUCAAAAUCGUCAGGUUAAUCAGCAGACGCCUGGUCCUACACAACACAGCCCAAACACUGUUGCCAUGGAGGGACAUCCCGGUAUGCCACGUCAAGGAUGGACUGGCAACUCCGUGAAUAACGGAAUGGUUGCAUAUCAGUCAACUGUAGUGCAAAAUACUGCUGUUGUUGUACCUAUAAUUAACGCACAGUACACAGGUAGACAUCGCAUGCCGGCGGUUCAGCAAACAGUUCCACCACCACAUUCUACUUGGCCACAACAAACUGCACAGCAAACUGCACACCAAGCAUACGUUCAAAACCUGCAGUCUAAUCGGAUGCAAGCACCCGUCAAUUAUCAAGCUGGGCCUUAUCGACAGCAGCAACAGGCGACACUACAACACCAGUACAUGCACCCUAAUGGUUCGCAACAGUCAUUGGGCUCAUCUCAGCAACUUCACAAUCGUUUGGCUGGUCCUAUUGCAGGAGACAGUCCCUCGCGCCAGCAAAAUAUGUCCAUUCUUGGAUCGCACCUACAACAAGCACAAGCACCCGUUCAGCAGCAGCGAAUAAGACAACAAUCUUCCUCGCAACAGCUGACAAAUCAGCCGACAGUAUCACAUCACUUGAGCGGAAUGCAACAACAGCAAGUGCCACAUUCACAAGCCCAUUCCUUGCAAAACGCACAACACCAAAUCAUGCAGCAGCAACGCCAUAUGCCCAUGUCUUCGCCGCCAAUUAAUGCUCAAGCGCAAAGACAUUUUCCUGGCCAGCAGUCGGACAUUGCUAGACAGCCUGCCAUUCGUCGACUCUCACGAGAUGUUCCGCAGCCACAGCAACACCCGCUUUACACUUGCCUGAAGUGUGGACAAGAAGCUCAGCAAAAGUGCAGCGGGUGUCAAACCACAUUCUACUGUUCCCGUGACUGUCAGGUUGCGCAUUGGGAUGAACAUGGUAAAACGUGCUCCAAACAGGCUUGACGAGAACGCGAAGGCUUACCAACCAAGACCCUAAAUAGUAUCCUAGUCCUCGGGUGUGAAGGAGUGACAAAAUUGAAUUUUCUGAUGACAAGUGUUGCGUCCUAUCUGUUUUCUAGAAUUUGUUUGAUGCGUUUAAACGUCCUUCGAGUGGCUCAGUUUAAUCUAGCGGUGCUACGUUUCUAAGACAACAGCUGUCAUCAGUAUUAUGCACAAAACAAGGUAGAGCCGUUUUAUUUUUCUCAUGUGUCUUCUGUUCUACACGUCAAAGUUGAACGUUUUAGCAGGUUUUGUUUAUUUGUGAAAUGGAAUGGAAUGUGCCUGUACAAGUGUGUACAUGCUGUUUAGUCAUCGCUGACGGAUAUAAUUUCCUUUUUGUUUUAAUAGAAUUCAGACUUGUCGCUAUUGUAAUUUCAUUUUUUAAUAAAUUUAAAUUGGUGUUGAAAAUACAAUCAGGAUGAUUUUUUGUUAA
Messenger RNA from Daphnia pulicaria, 5780 nucleotides. RefSeq lists its product as uncharacterized. The record is from RefSeq and is a predicted model, not a curated record. Gene Ontology annotation, biological process: regulation of transcription by RNA polymerase II. Bases 740 to 5311 code for a protein of 1523 amino acids. Lineage: Eukaryota; Metazoa; Arthropoda; Branchiopoda; Diplostraca; Daphniidae. The transcript has 10 exons. Gene Ontology annotation, molecular function: DNA-binding transcription factor activity, RNA polymerase II-specific. Gene Ontology annotation, cellular component: nucleus.